UUAAGCAAAACACUAACUCCAAUUAUAAGCCCCCUCCAUUCUAAUUUAGAGUGAAAUGAAUUCGAUUUAUGACGAUUCUUUAAAGCUUUUAAAAUUACGAACCGGUAUAUGAAAAAGCGUAUUUCGAUCAACACUGAUGUGGUUCUUUUGAAACGAUUUUUUUAUUCCGCUUAUAAGCCCGCCCCCUCCUCCCGAUAUAAGCCCCUCGGUUUAUAAGCCCAUCCAAAACCCUUUGGGAAAUUGUAUACAAACCCAGGGCUUAUAAGCGGCAUUUUACGGUAUGUUUACGAAAACUAGACCCUUUAAAAGCUUCAUCGAUUCCCAUCCGGCGGGAUUUCUUAACAAAAUUACCCUUUACUCCUCUGCAAUGAAGAAUUUCGCUUUGUAAAUUAUUAUUUUUCCCUCGCCUUUCCCAUACAGAGGCCACAUAUCGGCAUCACCUUAUAAUCGAUGGUCAAUUUGUCUCAUUGGAUAUCAUGGAUACAGCUGGGAAGAAUUCCACAGAGAAAAUGCAAAAUUGCAUUUCUUUCGCAGAGCUCUUCUUUGUGUUGUACUCGACAACCGAUCGUACGUCUUUUGAAGAGGCGUCACUUGUGGCUCGCUACAUCUUACAGGACAAAUCACUGACUUCCGGCGCCACUGUGAUGAUAGUGGCAACGAAAUGUGACCUCGAACACUUGAGAGAAGUCGAAGAAAAGGAAGGAAGGCUCUUAGCUAAAGAUUUAAACUGCGAAUUUUAUCAGGUGUCAAACUCUGAAGGUUAUUUGGAGACCCAGGAGCUGCUCUAUGAAUCGCUUCAGCGAUGCCUUAAUAAGAACAAAUCAUCUCCCUUGACGAGGGUCAAGGAAGGACUCGUGGAAACUGCCAAGUCUUUCCGCAAGAGAUCGUUUAACCACGAGGUUACAACGGCUGAUCGUGAGAGGCCGAGAUCGAUGAGAAGCAGUUCAUUUAGUGACGUUGAUUCCAUCCCGGAGUCUCCUAGGCAGCCUAGAGGAAAGUCUUCUAGUCAAGAGGAUUUGGCUCAAGAGGAGAAAAACCACAGGAAUUCAGUGGCGUCAACAGGUAGCUUUUGAAAUUAAUGACAACAAUAAUAGCGACGCCGAAGGGAAGAAGAUAUCAUAAACGAAGCUAAAAUUAGCGAAUUAAUAAUGAAGAAAAUUUGCGACGGCACAAUUGUGAGAAAUAAUGCUAAAUUGCUGAUCACAACGCUUAAGUUGAGAAAGAACUGGACCGGAGUCAUGUUUUACAAAAUUAGAAGUACAAACUAUAUCUUUGUCUACUUUGAUAUUGUAAAUUUAUUAUAUUACCGCAUCGCAAAUAUUAUUUUAUUUUCGUGUGUAGAUGAUAAAAUUUAUAUAAAUGUAUUUACGACAGAAGCUUCCGUCUGGAAAUAAAGUCUUUGAUAAUCUUCUUAUAGUAUGCUUGCGUACUUCUGUCUGCUUUAAAAUAAUUUCCCUUUUAGAGGCUGUAGUUUCUCUCUAUAUCAGGUUUAGAUUGUCCUUGUUUAGGGUCUAGUCAGCCAUGGUUUCUAAUGUAAAACUGCGAUAUUUACAAGUCAGCGUUUUGCGUUUCGCCCUAGAAUGUCAUGCCCCGUUUCCUAUACAGUGACUUGGUCCGUACACGAAGACCUUCCUUGAGCUUUUUUAGUCCUAAUCCGUUUCUCUGCUUGUCUCUAUCAGUGAAUCUUGACUGCAAAUGAGCCAGGAUUGAAUCUUGAAAAAGCUGUUGUGCUUCUGCGUAUCCUUCCGCACUGGAAAUCUCCCGAUAGGCUGCUUGUAGUUUAUUAGCAAGUAUGAUUCCCUCCUCUUCAGAAACUUCUCGGUAUUCGCGUAAGUCUCGUUUUGUUCCGACCACAACGACACUAUACUCUCCGCUGGUUUUUGUCGUCUUUAUGAAUUCUCCAAGUCGUUC
Orbicella faveolata is the source of this 1911-nucleotide messenger RNA. RefSeq names its product ras-related and estrogen-regulated growth inhibitor-like. Gene Ontology annotation, molecular function: GTPase activity; GTP binding. The record is from RefSeq and is a predicted model, not a curated record. NCBI's taxonomy places the organism in Eukaryota, Metazoa, Cnidaria, Anthozoa, Scleractinia, Merulinidae.